This is a messenger RNA of Exophiala spinifera, 2001 nucleotides long. RefSeq lists its product as uncharacterized. NCBI's taxonomy places the organism in Eukaryota, Fungi, Ascomycota, Eurotiomycetes, Chaetothyriales, Herpotrichiellaceae. Gene Ontology annotation, biological process: MAPK cascade; protein phosphorylation; cellular hyperosmotic response. The transcript is spliced from 2 exons. The record is from RefSeq and is a predicted model, not a curated record. Bases 1 to 2001 code for a protein of 666 amino acids. Gene Ontology annotation, molecular function: MAP kinase kinase activity; ATP binding.
AUGGCCGACAGCCUGCCUCAGCAGCCGCCAGCUCCCGCACUCUCCCUGCCCGAUGAAGCAGACUCGAAAUCCUCACCCACGACAUCCACCAGCCCCUCCUCAGACUCGAUAUCCAGGCCACCGUCGCUGCCGCAGUCUACUACUGGCAUGGCUUCCUCGAUGAGUCCUUCCUCCGCCCCGCUUGGCCCGGUCAAUGCUGCAAGAAGGCCCGGUCCUCUUCCUGGUCGUGCAAGCGGCCUCAACUCCGAUAUACAGGCGAAAAUGAAGGCAUUUUCGCAGUCCAGGCAGGGGGCUCGUCCUUCUGCAGCGCAACAACCGGGUGUUCCCCCUGCGUUCGUUGGAGGGCCCAUUGCAGGAGCUCCUUCUGCGUCUGCAGCGUCCACGUCUGGCGGACUACAAUUACCUGGGGGUAUGAGCCGGCCUAAUGCUCCCAGCUUUGGGUCGCCGCCAUCUCCUGCUACGGGGAGCCCAAGAAUGACCAGUCCGCAACCACGGUUGCAGAUGGGCGGACUUGCAGCAAAGAGAGGCUUCAAGCCGGGGGCGAUGAAAUUGUCAGAUGCUCAUAAACCACAGCCCGCCGGUGAGAUCCGUGAAAAACAAGAUACCGGUUCCCAAUUCAACAAGUUUGCCAACAUCGUAGACACCAAGAAGGGUACUUUGAACUUCCAGAACAAGGCCGUCAUCCACGGCAGCGGCAUAGAGUUUGCUGGAGGCAGUACGUUCUCCAUAUCUCUCGACGAGGUCGAUACGGUGGCCGAGCUGGGGAAGGGGAACUACGGGACAGUAUUCAAAGUCCGGCAUGCCCGCCCCAAGAUGCGAAGGCCUGGGCUCGGCUUACGAGGCAACAUGGUCAGACAGGGAACAACAUCAAACUUCACCGAAGAUGGAGAAAGUGAGUGUCCGGCCAAGGAAUCCGGAACGACUGGUCUUGUCAUGGCAAUGAAAGAAAUCCGACUCGAAUUAGACGAUACCAAGUUCGCCCAGAUCAUCAUGGAAUUGGAUAUCUUGCACCGUUGCGUGUCACCUUUUAUCAUCGAUUUUUACGGCGCAUUCUUUCAAGAAGGCUCGGUGUACAUUUGUAUUGAGUAUAUGGAUGGAGGGUCCAUUGACAAAUUAUACGGCGAUGGGGUUCCUGAAGGUGUUCUGAAGAAAAUCACUCUGUCGACUGUGAUGGGACUCAAGUGCCUAAAAGAUGAACACAACAUCAUCCAUCGCGACGUCAAACCGACCAAUAUCUUGGUCAACACCCGCGGACAAGUCAAGAUCUGUGAUUUUGGCGUCAGUGGCAACCUAGUUGCUUCUAUUGCAAAGACGAACAUUGGCUGCCAGAGCUACAUGGCUCCCGAACGGAUAUCCGGCGGUGGCGUAGCACAGGCUGGCGGUGCUGGAGGCUCCUACAGCGUGCAGUCUGAUAUCUGGUCCUUAGGUCUUACCAUCAUCGAAUGUGCACUCGGAAGAUACCCUUAUCCCCCAGAAACAUACGACAACAUUUUCAGCCAGUUGAGUGCUAUCGUGGAAGGUGAACCACCAGAUCUUCCAGCAGAUCAAUAUUCUGAGGCAGCCAUUGACUUUGUCCGGGGAUGUCUCAAUAAAAUCCCCCGACUCAGACCGACCUAUGCAAUGCUUCUUCGACACGCUUGGCUGGCUCCCCUGAUGAAGCCGCCGACAAUUUCUGAGGACGAAGAGGCUGAAAAGGCAGCAGAAGCCGGCAUUGAAUCGGCAUUUGUGGGCAAUGGCGUUCCCGACACUGCAGACAAGGAAGUCGCCGAAUGGGUCAAGGCGGCACUAGAAAAGAAGAGGCAGGGCAAGUUGGCAGUGAGCAAGAAGCCGGCAUUGCACGAAGCACCUCUUGACGCCGUACCCGGAAGCCCGUUGCUUACGCAGUCCGAGGCUGCCGCCCUACCAAAUGUACCUGCUGAGCAACAUGCGAAUCCUGGUACUCUUGUGGAUUCUGCCGAUUUGCUGGCGGCGAAAGUGCAAGGUCUCGAUUUCGCUUCAUAA